Messenger RNA from Lachancea sp. 'fantastica', 2943 nucleotides. The record is from the annotation of a GenBank genome assembly. NCBI's taxonomy places the organism in Eukaryota, Fungi, Ascomycota, Saccharomycetes, Saccharomycetales, Saccharomycetaceae.
AUGGCUAAAUCUACGCUCAAAAGACCUAGAGAAGAGGAAACUUUCUCGGAUGAUGAAGACACUGUGGACAUCGCGAGCAACAUCGCACUAGAUGGAGACGAAAGCAGCUCUAGCGAUGAAGAGAGUGAUAGUGGAGAAGAGAAGGAGAUCCAGGACAUCAUAGAGUCCAGUGAUGACGAGGAAAAGAAAAACCUAACCUCUUCCAAGAAAAAGAACAACCAGGGUGGAAAACAGGCUCAGUCGACCCUGGCCUUCCCAACUUUGGAAUUGUCGGACAACGAAGAUGACACAAGAACAGAGGGAGCCCAGGAUGCUGCUGACGAGGUCACAGAGUAUUUUUCAACUACAAGUAAUGCUAACGCUAAACACAAGAAAGGGUCAUUUGCCAGUUUUGGAUUGUCAAAACUUGUUUUAUCGAACAUCGGUAAAAAAGGUUUUCGCCAGCCAACUCCAAUUCAGCGUAAAACCAUACCAUUGAUCUUGCAGAAGCGUGAUAUUGUGGGUAUGGCCAGAACGGGGUCUGGUAAAACUGCUGCUUUCGUGCUCCCCAUGAUCGAAAGACUUAAAUGUCACUCUGCCAAAAUCGGUGCUCGUGCAGUGAUUCUUUCGCCUUCAAGAGAACUGGCGAUGCAAACGCAUAAGGUGUUUCGUGAGUUUUCUAAAGGCUCGGAUCUUCGUAGCAUUUUGAUAACUGGUGGUGAAUCAUUAGAAGAUCAAUUCAGUGCAAUGAUGUCCAACCCGGACGUCCUGAUUACCACACCUGGUCGGUUUUUGCAUUUGAAGGUGGAGAUGAAUCUUGAUUUGAAAUCCAUGGAGUAUGUGGUGUUCGAUGAAGCUGAUAGAUUAUUCGAAAUGGGUUUUGAAGAACAACUUAACGAACUAUUGGCCGCUUUCCCAUCCAACAGACAAACGUUACUAUUUUCGGCUACAUUGCCCGCUUCUCUAGUUGAUUUUGCCAAAGCCGGACUGACGAACCCAGUGUUAGUGAGGCUGGAUGCUGAGACUAAGGUAUCUGAGAACCUGGAAAUGCUCUACUUGACAUCAAAGAAUGAGGAAAGAGAAGCAAAUCUACUGUUUUUGCUGCAAGAAGUCAUGGAUAUUCCGGUUGCCACUGAGGAACAGCUACUCGAAUUCCGCAAAAAGACGAAACAAGAUGAAGACAGCGAUGACAGUGACGAUGGUGAGAAUAACAAGACAAAACGCAACAAAAAGAAACACAAGUCUGGACCACGCAAACGGCUACCGGCAGCAAACGAGCUACCUUCAGAAAAAGCUACCAUUGUUUUCGCUCCCACGAAGCAUCAUGUCGAGUACCUCACACAGCUGCUCAAAAACUGCGGAUAUCUUGUUUCUUACUUGUAUGGUACGCUCGAUCAGCAUGCUCGUCGCCAGCAGCUUUUCAACUUCAGAUCUGGCUUAACAACAAUCUUGGUGGUGACGGAUGUAGCAGCCAGAGGUGUCGAUAUUCCGAUGUUGGCCAAUGUAGUGAAUUACUCGCUACCUGCAUCCUCCAAGAUUUUCGUGCAUAGAGUGGGUAGAACAGCAAGAGCCGGUAACAAAGGUUCCGCUUACUCAAUUGUUUCUGACAACGAGCUACCAUAUCUUUUGGAUCUAGAACUGUUUUUGGGAAGGAAAAUUCUAUUGACACCGAUGUUCGAAGCCACUACCCAGAUGCUCAAAUCCAAGUGGGUAAGCGAAGGUAACUCCGAAUUGACUUUCAAACCCCCCAAAGUUUCCUACACUAGUCGGAUGGUGCUAGGCAGUUGUCCGAGAUUAGAACUCGAAACUUGUGGAGACCUUUUCAAAACUUUACUGCAAUCGAGCUUUGAUUUGCAGCAACUCAAAGCUAUUGCUGCCAAAGCCGAGAAACUAUAUUUCAGAACGCGUCCUCCAGCAUCUCAAGAAUCGAUGAAGAGGUCAAAGGAAGUCGCGUCGAGUGGGUGGGAUGAGCAGAAUCUCAAGUUUGGUAAGAACAUUGAGAAGGAUAAGCUUGAUUUUCUAGCUAAGCUACAGAAUCGUAAUCACAAGGAAACUGUCUUUGAGUUUGCUCGCAAUCAUGACGAUGAAAUGGCAAUGCUCAUGAAGAAAAGACGGAGACAGAUAGCGCCAAUCCAGCGCAGGGCUCGUGAACGGAAAGAGCUUCUCGAGAAAGAGAGAAUGGCAGGUUUGAGACACACGGUUGAGGACGAGAUUCUGAAGGGUGACAGCAACGAAGUUGGUUACUCUGUGCCCGAGGAAGUUUUGAAUCGUGAGUUCGAAGACGCCGACGAGGUCCUUGACGGUCAGAAGCCCAACAAAAAAUCCAAGACCUAUAAGGACCCAGCCUUCUUCCUAUCUCAUUACGCACCAGCACAUGAGAUUCAAGACAAACAGCUGCAGUUGACCACCGGGUUCACGAACGAAGCCGCUAAUGCUACUUUUGACCUGCAAAACGACGACAAGGUCCAGAAUCACAAGCAAGUGGCCACUGUCAAAUGGGACAAGAAACGUAAGAAGUACGUGAACUCUCAGGGUGUGGAUAACAAGAAAUACAUAAUGGGUGAGAGUGGUCACAAGAUACCUGCCUCGUUCCGCUCCGGGAAGUUUGACGAGUGGUCCAAGGCACGCAAGCUAGGGCCCAUCAAGGUGGGUGCUCGCGAGUCGAGCUCCACGUCGAAACUACUCAGUGAUCCUACAAGAUCUGGCUCGCAGAGAACCGUUGGUGGAAAAUUCAAACACAAACAAGUCAAGGCUCCUAGACUUCCCGAUAAGCACAGAGACGACUACCACUCUCAGAAAAAGAAGGUUGAAAAGGCCAUUGGCAGUGGUAUUCCCGUCAAGGGCUUCAACAAGCCUGGUUCUACAAGUGAAUUGAAGACUCCACAACAGAUCUACAAGGAAAGAGUGGCUAAGGAAAACCGCAAGGCCAAGAACGCUCGUCCUUCUAAAAAGCGGAAGUACUGA